Messenger RNA from Nerophis lumbriciformis (worm pipefish), 645 nucleotides. Lineage: Eukaryota; Metazoa; Chordata; Actinopteri; Syngnathiformes; Syngnathidae. The record is from RefSeq and is a predicted model, not a curated record.
AUGAGAACACACACAGGUGAAAAACCAUUUAAUUGUUCAGUUUGUGGCAAAAGCUUUUCUCAAAAUGUCAAUUUGACUCAACACAUUCGAACACACUUAGGUGAAAAACCUUAUGAGAACACACAUGGAAAACCAUUUAAUUGUUCAGUUUGUGGCAAAAGUUUUUCUCAAAAUAGCAUUUUGACUCAACACAUGAGAACACACACAGGUGAAAAACCAUUUAACUGUUCAAUUUGUGGUGAAAACUUUUCUAUUAAGAACCGUUUGACUGAACACAUGAGAACACACACAUGUGAAAAACCAUUUAGUUGUUCAGUGUAUUGUAAAAUGUUCCAACAUAAAGCUGUCACAGUAAAACACAUAAGAACACACACAGGUGAAAAACCAUUUAGUUGUUCAGUUUGUGGCAACAGCUUUUCUGUUAAGAGUAAUUUGACUCAACACAUGAGAACACACACAGGAGAAAAAACAUGUAAUUGUUCAGUUUGUGGCAAAAGCUUUUCUGUUAAGAGUAAUUUGACUGAACACAUGAGAACACACACAGGUGAAAAACCAUUUAAUUGUUCAGUUUGUGGCAGAAGCUUUUCUCAAAAUAGCUGUUUGACUCUACACAUGAGAACACACACUGGAGAAAAACCAUUUAGU